UAAUGCUACUAAGAGCAUAACUGGUUUCCCCAAUUACAAUAAGACGCUUCACACACAGUCAUAUGGCAUCUGGGAAUUCUGUAAUCGUAUCAAGUCAAAUAAAUGUAUCAUCUACGUCAGUGUUGGCAACGGAAAGUUCAUGUCAAAACAGUAUCGCUAUAUCGGAUUCUCCUCGUCACCAUACUGUCCCACAUGGUGAAGCUCAUCCCCCUCCUACGCAACUCAUCAAGUUAAAUUCUCUUGCUGGCCCAUCAGUCUCAAGAAAAGAAAAACUUCAUACAUCUUCUCGAUUCGGUGCUCCAAAGAGUCGUGAACUUAAUCCUUUACCUCUUAUUAAAGAUUCUGACAAUCAAGAAAAGCGAGAGGAGCUAUUUAUUCAAAAACUAAAACAAUGCUCAGUUGUAUUUGAAUUUGUACCGGAUAUUUUAAGCGAUUUAAAAGAUAAAGAGGUGAAACGAGCAGCUCUGCACGAAUUAACUGAAUAUCUGACUGAAAAUUCCGGCAUAAUUACAGAUUCAAUAUAUCCAGAAGUGGUUCGAAUGGUUGAAGUGAACCUAUUUCGUACGUUACCACCACCAAGUAAUCCAUCUGGUGCAGAAUUUGAUCCAGAAGAGGAUGAGCCAACAUUGGAGGCAGCUUGGCCUCAUUUACAAUUGGUAUAUGAAUUCCUACUUCGUUUCAUUGAAUCUCGAAUUUCCAACCAAAUGUUGCUAAGCGUUAUUUCGAUACAAAAUUUGUAUUACAGGUGUUCUUCUUCAAUAUCUGUCUAUUGCGACUCGUUAUUUUUUGCUAAUCUACCGAUGAAUAUAGAACUAUUAGAAUUAUUCGACAGUGAAGAUCCUCGUGAACGUGAUCUUGUCAAAACUAUUUUACAUCGUGUAUAUGGAAAAUUUCUUGGAUUACGUGCAUUUAUCCGUAAACAAUUUGGUAACAUAUUUUAUAAGUUCAUUUACGAAACAGAAGUUCAUAAUGGAAUUGCUGAACUUUUAGAAAUUUUGGGCAGUAUCAUUAAUGGAUUUGCAUUACCAUUAAAAGAAGAACAUAAGAUAUUUUUAAUGCGUGUAUUACUUCCAUUGCAUAAAGUGAAAUCAGUUAGUAUAUAUCAUGCACAAUUAGCUUAUUGUGUAAUACAAUUUUUAGAAAAAGAUCCAACACUUACUCAACAGGUUGUUCUUAGUUUAUUAAAAUUUUGGCCAAAAACUCACAGUCCUAAAGAAGUGAUGUUUUUAAAUGAAUUAGAAGAAAUUCUUGAUGUUGUUGAUCCAUCAGAAUUUCGAAAAAUUAUUCGACCACUUUUUACACAAUUAGCUAAAUGUGUAUCAUCUCCUCAUUUUCAAGUUGCAGAACGUGCAUUAUACUUUUGGAGUAAUGAUUAUAUCCUUCAAUUAAUGCAUGAUCAUGUUGAAGAAAUUCUACCUAUAAUGUUUCCUGCUUUAUAUCGUACAAAAGAACAUUGGAAUAAAACAAUUCAUGGUCUUGUAUACAAUGCUCUUAAAUUAUUCAUGGAAAUGAAUCAAAAACUUUUUGAUAAUUGUACACAACGAUAUAAAGAAGAGAGACAAAAAAGUAGAGAAGAAGCUAAACGUCGGGAACGUGUAUGGGCUACAUUAAGUGAAACUGCCAAAGGCAAUCCAUUGUACGCUGUGGUUAUGAAAGAAGCAUCAGUUUUAAAUAGAGAAUUGCCAAAUUCAGUUGCUCCUAAUUCCAUUUCAUCACCAUCUCCCAUGGGUGACCAUUGUGUAAAUAAUGGGACUCCAUCUACAAGUAACACUGAAAAUGACGACGGUCCUCUUGGUGCAGAUGAAGACGUUAGCGGUUCAUUGAUGAAUCUUCAACGUGAAGCGGAGGAUGAUACGGAACUUCGUGGUAUAAUCAAUGAACGACGUCGUGAUAAACUUCCUAUGAUUCAACGAAAAUCAGAGCUUCCUCAUAGUCAAACUACUAUACGUGCUCUUGAACAACAUCGUCGUCCAGAUGAAUAUUUAAAAACUCAACCUGACAGCUAA
Schistosoma mattheei is the source of this 2006-nucleotide messenger RNA. Lineage: Eukaryota; Metazoa; Platyhelminthes; Trematoda; Strigeidida; Schistosomatidae. The record is from the annotation of a GenBank genome assembly.